AUGCAUCUUACUUGGGAAACGUAUAUGUGCGUACGCAUGGAGAUAUCAGAUUUCAAGAUAUAUCGACUAGAAUUUUGCAUGAUACAUAUACGUCUAAAGCCACCAUAUCAGAAUGGACGCCCGGUUACUGAUGACUCAGUAGUUGAUCUCUCAUUUCUCGAAUUAGCUGAUGCCGAUGGGCACAUAGUUCCCCACUCAAUGUAUUGGGGACAUAUUACUCUAGUAAUUGGUGGUUGGAGCAACACGCAGUGGACAGGGUAUGUUUUCAAUCAGGCUGACAAAGACGAAUUAGAUACCGAAGAUAUUGACGAGCUCAAGAGACAUUUCCUAAUCUCCGAGUAUGGAUUCGACUUUGCUACUCCUCCACAAUCUGUGAAAUUUUGGGAAGUAAGAAGAUACUGGUUGCGUUUGGUAGCGCAUUGUAGUCAGUACGUGUUGCAAGAAUGGCUAUAUCUCGUAAGAACAGUUGAAGAGGGCGUAGAAGCAUGGAAAUCACAAGAACCUUGUAUCAGUAGUACCACUCAACACACUGUCCUUCUUCUGUGCCAACUGCGCGACACGCUCUCAGCCACGCUUCGAGCUUACAGUCGCUUCAUCAAACUAGACGGGGAUAUAUGCUACUUCUCAGAUGUCAGCGACUGUUCCUCUCUAGAGAAUAGCAUUGCCGAGUCAUUUGAGAAACUCGCGGAUCUCUUGACUAGACUGUGUUCACUUGAUGACUCUUUCAAGCGCUUCGCAACGCAUGCAUGUGGAAGGGCAUCCCGAAUAGGCAACCACUUGAUCAUAAAAGGCGAGCGACCCAGUCAGGAGAGCAAUGCAUACCACCUAGCUACCCACCAGCUGAACGAGCAUAUGCACAAACUAAACGAAGAAACAUGUUACUUUAGCUCUGAGCAGGACGUUCUGUUCUUCAAAAUGAGCCCCGCUACGUUCCCUCUCACUAUGCUUAUUCUUCUUCGCACUUUACUACACCUGAUUUACCGAAUCCCGUCGACCGGAAGGAAGGCAUCCGAACCGUCGGGUGAGGGCCCAUGUAAGUAA
This is a messenger RNA of Bipolaris maydis ATCC 48331, 1041 nucleotides long. NCBI's taxonomy places the organism in Eukaryota, Fungi, Ascomycota, Dothideomycetes, Pleosporales, Pleosporaceae. The record is from RefSeq and is a predicted model, not a curated record.